CAAACAACGUGCAUCAUUGGCAUCCUCCUUCAUUACAAGCGGGAUUUAUUCGCAUUACUAAACAUGUCCGAAUCUAGAACACAUAGUAGUACACCGACAAUAGAUAUCGAAGACAGCGACGACGAGAGCGUUGUAGAAGCUCGUAUUCACGAAACGUCUCACCUGCUUGGAGAAGAUUUAUACCCGAGAUACGCUACGGCGUCACCACUUCCGUCCAUCCGGCCAAGAGACGAGGCUCCGAAAGAUUUUUGGACAACGUUCAGAACAAGAACAAAAUAUUACUUUCCUGCCCUGCAGUGGAUGCCCUCUUACAGCUUCCACCUGUUUACAGGCGAUUUACUAGCCGGCCUAACUUUAUCUUGCUUGAUGAUUCCACAAGCUCUUUCAUACGCUACUGCAUUGUGUAAAUUAGAGGCCGUCCACGGACUUUAUGCCAUUGCGUUUCCCGCUAUCACCUAUGCCCUAUUUGGUAUGUCUCGACAAUUAUCUAUGGGUCCGGAGGCAUCACUAUCUAUGUUGGUGGGUUCGGCCAUUGCACAGCAACAACAUAUGGAAGAUGAUGAAGAUCCGCUGAAAAGUGCCUUGGCGCUUUCCUGCUUGUUGACGCUCUUUGUCGGAAUCUUCACAUUUUUGCUCGGCAUCUUCCGCCUCGGUUUCUUGGACAGUUUGAUGAGUCGAGCCUUGCUUCGCGGUUUCAUCACUGCUGUUGCCAUCGUCGUCAUGGUGCAACAAAGUAUUACUUUAUUGGGAUUGGUUCAGCUUAGUGAAGAAUGGGGCAUAUCCGAAGCAUCCUCCACCAUUGAUCGACUUAUAUUCUUGGCUGAGAACAUUACACAAUUGCAUGUUCUGACUGCGGCUACAUCCGCUAUAGCAUGUAUCGUCUUGUUUGGAGCCAGAGUCAUCAAGGCUAAAUUCCCUUCUGCUCGCUGGUUGCAAUUGCUUCCUGAAGUUCUUUUGGUUGUCGUGGCAUCCAUUAUUCUUACUGGUAUCUUUCGCUGGGAUCUCGAGGGUCUUCAAGUGCUUGGUGACAUCAAAGGUGGUGGUAUACCAUUACCAUCUAUUCCCGAGAUCCCGCAUCGCAAGCAUUUCAAAGACAUUGCUCUGACCGCCGGCUUGAUCUCUAUGAUUGGUUUUGUCGAAUCCAUUGUUAUCUCCAAAACUUACUCUAGCAAACACAACUACACUGUUAGCGCUAACCGAGAAUUAGUCGCAAUGGGCGCUGCCAACAUUAUGGGCGGUCUCUUCCAGGGAAUCCCCGCAUUUGGAUCGGUUGCUCGAAGCAAAAUCAAUGAUAGAGCAGGUGCACGCACUCAAAUGGCGGGUUUGAUCACUGGUAUCAUUGCCUUGCUGGCCAUCUUGUUCCUGCUUCCUUAUUUAUACUAUUUGCCAAAGGCAGUGUUGAGUUCAGUCAUUUUCAUUGCCGUCCUCUAUAUCCUGUUUGAAGCUCCAGAGGAUAUCCACUUCAUGUUCAAGAUCGGAGCAUGGCGAGAUAUCACUUUGUUUUGUCUUACUUUCCUCGCCACUGUUGUUAUCUCAUUGGAAUUCGGCACUCUUCUAGCGGUCUCCUUGUCGUUGCUGCUUACUGUCAAGGAAACCAGCUACCCGCGCAUCACUAUCAUGGGCCGAGUCAAGGGAACCCAUAACAAGUUUCGGCCAAUUAAGGACGGACCUGACUUUAUUGAACAUGUCGAAGAUGUCCUGAUUGUCCGCAUUGAAGAACCGCUCUUUUUUGCGAACACCGGGCAAUUGAAGGACAGACUACGACGAUUGGAGGUGUUUGGAGAUAUGUCUAUUCAUCCAUCUGAAAACCCUCGCCUUCGGGACAGAUCGUUCAUCAUUUUCGACGUCAGCAAUAUGCCUGAAAUUGAUGCCAGUGCUGUUCAAAUUCUAUAUGAGAUCGUUGCUUCCUACCGUAGUCGUGGAGUAGAGGUUUAUUUUGUUAAGCUAAGAGACAAUGCUCUCGAGCUAUUUAUUCGGUCUGGUCUAUUGGAGUUUGUUGGUCGUGAUCAUACACACAAGAAAGUGUCCGAUGCCAUUGAAGCUAUCGAGAAGGUAGCAACUCAUCGACCACAAAUUAGCGUUCACUAGCACACCUUAUAUCCCAUCCAUACAGCACAUUGUAGCUUUCAUUGAUUGUUUUUUUAUUAUUGAAUACAAUCGAUUAGCUUGGCAGAUCAAUUUACCCUUUGAAAGCCCUAAAAAAAAAAUUUUUUUUUUUUAAAGCACUUGUCGAAAGUGUCAGAUUAUCGUUUUCAAUUUCUAGAAUGUGAUUGGUUAGCUGUGACACACCUUUUUUCAAAAUUUGAGAUCUGGUCAACACCGCUGAAUAUAAAUUUUUC
Messenger RNA from Umbelopsis ramanniana AG, 2339 nucleotides. RefSeq lists its product as uncharacterized. Gene Ontology annotation, biological process: transmembrane transport. Bases 64 to 2088 code for a protein of 674 amino acids. Gene Ontology annotation, molecular function: sulfate transmembrane transporter activity. Gene Ontology annotation, cellular component: membrane. NCBI's taxonomy places the organism in Eukaryota, Fungi, Mucoromycota, Umbelopsidomycetes, Umbelopsidales, Umbelopsidaceae. The record is from RefSeq and is a predicted model, not a curated record. The transcript is spliced from 8 exons.